UGCAUUUUAUUGUAUGAGUGACUCAUGGUAAAGUACAAUACUUAAAAUAGGAGUCCAAAAAAAGAAUAAAUACAUAAAAAAUAGGAAUCUGCAAAUGAGAAAGAAUUAUGUAUAUAUACUUUUUUUUACAGAGGCCAAAUAUAUUUUAUAAUCAAUUCAUUUAAAAGUAUUUAAUCAGGGGACCUUUCUUUAUGAUAGCUGUUUUUUCUCUUUUUGAAUUUUAUUCUGACGUUUGUUUUUCUUCUCACUUAUUAAAAAAAUAAAAUCUUCUUACUUCCGUGUCCCGCCUUCAUUUUCUAAACUAGAGCUGUGAUUGGCUACCUGUUCUGACCGCCUUAGCCAAUCGGCGUACAGGUUUAACUGCAUUAACCAAUCAGUGGCAAGGUUCAAAAACGUCAUCAUUAGACGUCGGAAACAGCGCUCCAUGUGUGGAAUGAUCGCACAGGUGAUCGAUGAGAUAAUCAGUCGAUUGAAAGGGUUUGGCGGAGCGUCGGUGGGCGGGUUUGGAGUUGGCGUUUAGCAUGAACGCGGUCCACCACGUGAAGGUCCGGUUCUUCACGUCGCUGCUCAGGUUCGGUCAGAGUCUGUCCGUCGGUCCGAGCAUCUUCUCUCCGCCUUCCCUUCGCCGGACCGUCCUGUGGGGUUUCCGGACCAUGGCGUCCGUCGGUGACCGUCUCCCGGAGACGAGCCAAGCGCCGCCGCGAGCUGCGAAGAAAGCCAAGCAGAAGGAGCCGCUGCGCCGGGUCAAGACCAAGGAGAGCCGGGUCAGGCGCGGCGACGCGAACGGACCGUCCACCGUCUACGUGCAGGUGGUCGGAGCCGGAAGCAGAGACAACGCCGCGUGCCUAUAUGUCUUCUCCGAGUUCAACAGGUACCUGUUUAACUGUGGGGAGGGAACUCAGAGGCUCAUGCAGGAGCACAAACUCAAAGCUGCUCGCUUGGACAACAUCUUGCUGACGAGGCUGAGCUGGGAGAACUUGGGGGGGCUGUCAGGAAUGAUCUUGACCCUGAAGGACACUGGCGUUCCCGAGUGCGUUCUCUCCGGACCUCCACAGCUGGAGAAGUAUCUAAAUGCCAUCAAGUCCUUUUCUGGACCUCUGGAGGAGAUCAAGCUGUCGGUGCGACCGUACACGGAGGAGAAGUACCAAGACGAAACCAUGACCGUGUUCCAGGUGCCCAUUUUUGGUGAACGGCGCCGCACAGCAGCGUCCGCAGACCCGUCUCUGACGGUCGCCUUUGUGUGCAAGCUUCACCCCAAGAAAGGAAACUUCCUAGUGGCUGAAGCCAAAGCGCUCGGCCUGCCUGUAGGAACGGCAGCCAUCGGUCCUCUCAUCACAGCGCUGAAAUCCGGACAGAGCGUCAUCCACGACGGGAAGGAGAUCCGCCCCGAGCAGGUCUGUACCCCCACGGACCCGGGACCGGUCUUCAUGGUGGUGGAGUGUCCGUCUGAGGAGUUCCUGGAAGCCGUUUGCUCCAACCAGCAGCUGAGGAGAUAUCAGACAGGCGGAACCGAAGACUCUGCAGUUCUGGUGGUCCACAUGACUCCCGAGCGUCUCCUGGAGACGGAUCAGUACAAGAAAUGGAUGGAGAGGUUCCCGUCCACAACGGAACACUUGAUCAUGAACGAACACGCGUGCACGGUCCACAACAUCCGCAGUCACAAGAUCCAGACGCAGCUCAACAUGAUUCACCCGCAGAUCUUUCCAGAACUGAAGGCCUACAGAGCCAAGGAGCCUCAGGCCGCUUUACACGUCCCGAACAUCAGAGCCGAGUGUUUGCUCAAAUUCCAGCUUCGACCCGUCAUGGAGUGGCAGAGGGACGCCAUCCCCGCCUGCAGCUCUGAGGAGUUUGUGAAAGAAGCUUCGGAGGUCCCGAACUUCUUGGCAGAGGUGGAGAAGUGCCGGACGGCGUCUUCCACGGAUGCCGCGCAGCUUUCGGACGGGAAGUAUCCUGAAGUGGUCUUCUUAGGAACCGGCUCAGCUCUGCCGAUGAAAAUCCGAAACGUGAGCGGCACCUUAGUCAACAUCAGCCCGACUCAGUCUCUGCUGCUGGACUGUGGCGAGGGAACCUUCGGUCAGCUCUGCCGCCACUACGGCGACCACGUGGACGAGGCUCUGUCCAAGAUCUCCACGGUCUUCGUCUCGCACCUGCACGCCGACCAUCACACGGGGCUGAUAAAGCUGCUGUUCCAGAGGGAGCGAGCGCUGACCGGUCUGGGAAAGGCGUUCAGCCCCGUCUGCCUGGUGGCUCCGGUUCAGAUCAUGAACUGGCUCGGUCAGUAUCAUGAGCACUGCGAGGAGAUCCUCGGACAUUUUAAUUUGGUUCCUAAUCGAUGCCUGAGUGACGGUGCCGAGGCCCCGAGACCCAAGACCAAGUCCUUGAUCCAGGCACUGCUGAAGAAGAACGGUCUGCAGAAGUUUCAGACGUGUGCGGUGCGUCACUGCAAAAACGCCUUCGGCUGCAGCUUCACGCACCAAACCGGGUGGAAGCUGGCCUUUUCCGGAGACACCAUGCCCUGUGACGCGCUCGUCCACAUCGGGAAAGAUGCCUCUUUGCUGAUCCAUGAGGCCACGCUGGAGGAUGAGCUGGAGGAGGAAGCUGUGGAGAAACGGCACAGCACAACCUCGCAGGCCAUCGGCAUCGGCAUGAAGAUGAACGCCGGCUUCAUCAUGCUGAACCACUUUAGCCAACGCUAUGCUAAGAUCCCUCUGUUCAGCGACGACUUCACCGACAGGGUGGGCAUCUCCUUCGACCACAUGAGGAUCCGCUUUGGAGACUUUAAAACCCUCCCUAAACUGAUCCCCGCUCUAAAGACGCUCUUCGCCGAGGAGAUCGGCGAGAUGGAGGAGCGACGCGAGAGGAGGGAGCUGAGGUGUCCAAGGGGGGGCAGCGGCGAGCCCGACGCUGAGCAGAGAACAUCCAGGAGCUCUGAGGAAGGACGAGGCGCCAAGAGAGGCCAGCAGGAGGCGCUGAUGGACACGAAGAGGCUGAAGAGCAGCUGAUCCCAAAAACCGCUGGAUUUAGUUUAAAUUAGACUUUUAUUUGUUCUUUAAAGGAACAAAAUGUUUGUUUGCUGUGAGACAGUAAAAUUUAAACAAUAAAUAAGUUUGGUUUUCAUUUGAAAUGAGGUUUUUGAUGGUUCUGCUAUUAAUGUUAAAUCCAAGAUGGGUUAUACAACAAAGGAUUGAAUGUAGAGUUAAAUCCUGAUAGAAGAAUGUUUUAAAAAUAUGGAAGAUAAUGGAGCUGAACGCUAAAAAAACAAUAUAAAUGCAACAAAAUGUUCUCUAGCUGGAAGAUGUGACAUGAUCUGAAAGUAUAAAACACGAUAAAUAUAAAACAAUAUUGCUGAAAGAAUAUUCUUCUGUUUCUUGAAUGCAAAUGUAGCAUAAAAACAGCUGGAAUAAACCCAAAUGAUGUGACGGGUUGGCUCUACGCUAAAACGCUCAGCGAAACCUUUUUUAACAUCCUCAAUGCUGAGUUUGACUAAGAACUGAAUAGAUCACAGGAAUCAGCUGAACGUCAUGUGAGCUAGACGGAAAAUAAAAGUUGAUUAUAUGUUAAAUUUGAGCCUGAUUGAGUCGACAAGGAAAGACCUGAAAGCAGGCCAAAUCCAAAAGGAAAUGUGGAAGCCGAUGUAAUGUUUCCUUAAACAUCUGCAAAGCUUUGGAGCGAUGAAUAAUUCUGUAUGAAACCAAAAAGCAUUUUAUGAAUCAGGAAAAUGACGGUUGUAAAUAAAAAUGUACAAAAAGUUCCAAUGGUUUUUUGUUAUUUGCUGUUUGAAUAAAAGUUGUAAAAUA
Oryzias latipes (Japanese medaka) is the source of this 3797-nucleotide messenger RNA. RefSeq names its product elaC ribonuclease Z 2 (gene elac2). Gene Ontology annotation, cellular component: mitochondrion. Gene Ontology annotation, molecular function: 3'-tRNA processing endoribonuclease activity. Gene Ontology annotation, biological process: mitochondrial tRNA 3'-end processing. Lineage: Eukaryota; Metazoa; Chordata; Actinopteri; Beloniformes; Adrianichthyidae. The record is from RefSeq and is a predicted model, not a curated record.